AUGGCUUUCGUAUUGGAAGAGGAGAACGCAAUGUUCACAGGCGACAAUGUCCUGGGACAUGGAACAGCAGUGUUUGAGGAUUUAGCCGUGUAUCUUGACAGCCUAUCACGCAUGCGGGAGCAAUUCCACGGCAGAGCCUACCCGGGUCAUGGUGCAGUAAUAGAAGAUGGACGGACUCGGAUUGAGGAAUACAUCGCACACAGAAAGCAGAGAGAAGAGGAGAUCUUGCAGGCACUCAGGGAUAUUGGGAAAGAGGCGACGUCAUUGGAAUUGGUGAAAGCCGUGUAUAAAGAUGUGCCAAGCAAUCUGCAUGUGCCAGCCGCUAACGGUGUAGUGCAAGUCUUGCGGAAGCUGGAGGGUGAGGGAAAGGUUGCACAAUGUCAACAUGAGAGUUGGCAGAUAGCUGAUAAAGCGACUCUCUGA
This is a messenger RNA of Letharia lupina, 423 nucleotides long. RefSeq lists its product as uncharacterized. Gene Ontology annotation, biological process: secondary metabolite biosynthetic process. The record is from RefSeq and is a predicted model, not a curated record. NCBI's taxonomy places the organism in Eukaryota, Fungi, Ascomycota, Lecanoromycetes, Lecanorales, Parmeliaceae. The transcript has 2 exons. Bases 1 to 423 code for a protein of 140 amino acids.